CAAAGUUUCAUUCCUUCGUUCCCUCCAUUUACUGAGCGAUUAGUUAAUUUGUUGUUUGCAUCACUUUAAAUUUUAGCAAUAUGAUAAGUGACACCGAAUUACUACGACAGUGUCCUAAAGAGGGGGUGGAUCUGUAUUUUUGGAAGGACGACAACAAUGAAAUUCAAAUGAAUGUAAUGACACAUGAAGACACCAAAAGGGAUCUCAAACAAAUUUACUUCACUCUACUGACUGACAAGUACCAAGACGUGAGGGACAUGACGGUGAACUUCGGUGCAGCAGAAGAUUAUCUGCUAAAAAAAACCGAAUCGACUAUUGGUCAUUUUAACAGUGACCCCUUGAACCCAGACGGAUGCAAAGUGAAGGAACUUGAACAACUAUGGGGGUGGAAAGUCGAGCCUAAGUUGUCCUACUCUUUCCACAUUUAUACAAACGAUGCAUGGGUCGCUGACCAAUUGAAAUGCCGCAUACGGAGAAAAUUCGGAGUUGUGUGCGCCAAAGCUCCAUACAGUUCAGAAGUAGUUUUGGCCAAACACGCUGCAAAAAUCGAUCAUCAUUUAAGACAAUUUCUCCCUCGUCUUCCUCAAAUACGGGAGGAUUAUUUUAAUAACCCACCUCCUCCUCCUCCAGAAAAACUACAAAACCCACGACCUACACCACCAUCAAAUGAAAUACGCCGAUGCGAGUUGUGUUCCGAAACUCUAAUUGGUUCUGGGGAAACUCACACUAAUCACAUGAAGAACUGCCACUACACUGGACCGAAUGCAUUUCCUUGCGAUUUAUGUCCCUGCAGUUUUCUAAAAGCAGCAAGCCGGAACGUACACCGGGGGUUGGUCCACCGAGGUGCAGAACCACAAAAAAGGAACACGUUCGGUAUUGUGGACAUUACUGACGAAAAUGCUGCUAAAUGCGAUGUCCAUCUGGAUCUUAUUACCAAGGAAGAGGAAGGGUCAAAAGCGACCAAAUAUAGGUGCCUGUGGAGAGGACUAGAAGGUGAAGAAUGUGGAAAAAGUUUGAAGGGGUUGACUCUUGCUCGCGACCACGUCUGUUCCCAUUUAGGACUUAAACCUUACAAAUGCCCUGCGUCUGGGUGUACUUUUGAGACUUCUAGCUUCAGGUCGGCUUCACGUCACUACAGAAAUUCACAUGAAGGAAGAGACUCUGAGGAGGAAGAGGCGACUGAAGAAGAUGAAGAACCCCCAGCAAAAAGAUGCCAUCAAAUCUACUCUAAUAUCCACUAAUUAAUUAUUACAAUGCCAAUUAAUUAUUACUUUCAUUUUGUUAAGAUGAGUAAAGGUCCGUUUAAUGAAUUAUUAAUUAAAUAAAUUCACAAAAAAAAUGUGAUCAUCAACGUA
Messenger RNA from Folsomia candida, 1355 nucleotides. Its product is annotated as zinc finger protein with KRAB and SCAN domains 3. The transcript has 6 exons. The coding region runs from base 81 to 1241 and encodes 386 amino acids. NCBI's taxonomy places the organism in Eukaryota, Metazoa, Arthropoda, Collembola, Entomobryomorpha, Isotomidae. The record is from RefSeq and is a predicted model, not a curated record.